GACCAACUUGUUUAAACUGUGUCUCUAUAUAGACACACAAAAUUCGUCUCUACAACCAUUCCAUGAUUUAAUAUUAAUUCCAUACAAAUAUUAACAGCUUCAAAGAAAAAGAGAAGUCAGCAAAAUGGAGAACAUUUUUUCAAUAUCAGCAAUUAGUCCUUCAUUAUUGGGCAAGAAAAUAGCUGAUGACCUCAAUCAAUUCUUUUGUAUCAUUUUAAGAUGUACAAUUCUCAGCAUCCUAAGCACAUUUCAAGAUUUAUCUUCUUGUUUUUCUUUUUCACUCCGAGCAAUACUUUUGUUCUUCAUCACUCUCCGAAGCGCAUUGACUCGAGGUGAUCAUGAUAAUAAUCCUCCCGAUGCUAAAAAUUGUGGACAUGAUAAUUGCGAUAACGACGAAUUAAUGAAGGAAGAAAUUGUUGAGGUAGUAAUUAUGGAUAAACUAAUAAGUUUAUGCAAUUCAAAUGAGAAUAAAACAGAGUAUGCAGAGGUUUCGAGUUUAUUUGACGAAGUAGAACCUAGUUUUGAAGAAAUUAAAGAAGCUUUUGAUGUGUUUGAUGAAAAUGGAGAUGGAUAUAUUGAUGCAAGUGAGUUGAUGAAACUUAUUUGGAGAAUGGGUUUAUCCGAAUAUUCGAUGAACGAUUGCAAGAAGAUGAUUAUGGCCUUUGAUGAAAACAGAGAUGGAAAAAUUGAAUUUUCUGAAUUUUUGAAGCUCAUGGAACAGAGCUUUCGGGAUCCUGUAGAGUUAGACUGAGUUUUAUUUUUUUUAUUUUUAUACCGUACUGCUAUUAAGUAUU
Solanum stenotomum is the source of this 794-nucleotide messenger RNA. Its product is annotated as probable calcium-binding protein CML45. Gene Ontology annotation, molecular function: calcium ion binding. The transcript has a single exon. NCBI's taxonomy places the organism in Eukaryota, Viridiplantae, Streptophyta, Magnoliopsida, Solanales, Solanaceae. The record is from RefSeq and is a predicted model, not a curated record. Bases 125 to 751 code for a protein of 208 amino acids.